This is a messenger RNA of Conger conger (European conger), 2676 nucleotides long. It is a transcript of the gene amt, whose product is annotated as aminomethyltransferase. The coding region runs from base 98 to 1336 and encodes 412 amino acids. Gene Ontology annotation, cellular component: mitochondrion. Lineage: Eukaryota; Metazoa; Chordata; Actinopteri; Anguilliformes; Congridae. Gene Ontology annotation, molecular function: aminomethyltransferase activity; protein binding. The transcript has 9 exons. Gene Ontology annotation, biological process: glycine catabolic process. The record is from RefSeq and is a predicted model, not a curated record.
UGUUUUGCAGUGAGGCAAAUUGUCAAGUCCGGAGUUCAGAGUUGACGACCAAAGCAGUAUUGUAACGUGAGACGGGGAACUUAGUUUGGAAAACACGAUGUUUCCUAGGAUGGCGUCCACCAGCCGGUUUGGAUUCGCCCUCCGAGUUCCAAGGGAAUCCCUGAGGAAUGUGAUACUUGGUGCAGUAAGGCAGGAGAGGCAUGCUUCGAGUUCCGAGAGCACUCUGAAGAAGACGGAGCUGUUUGAAUUUCACCAGGAGCAGGGAGGGAAAAUGGUGGAGUUUGCAGGCUGGAGCAUGCCGGUGCAGUACAAGGACAGCCACAUCAACUCCCACAUGCACACACGCCAACACUGCUCCAUUUUUGACGUCAGCCACAUGCUGCAGACAAAGUUCCACGGAAAGGACAGAGUGAAAUUCAUUGAGUCUCUGAUUGUUGGGGAUAUCGCUGAGCUCAAGGACAACCAGGGUACACUCUCCCUCUUCACCAAUGAGAGAGGAGGAAUAAAGGAUGACUUGAUUGUCACCAAGACAGACCAGAGCUAUCUCUAUGUGGUUUCCAACGCUGGCUGUGCAGACAAGGAUUCUGCCCACAUAGAGGCCAAUCUUAAGGAGUUCAAAGCUGCUGGCCAUGAUGUAGACAUGGAGUACUUGGACGAAAGCUUGAUCGCUCUUCAAGGUCCUUCCAUGGCUCAAGUCCUUCAGCCAGGUUUGUCCGAUGACCUGAGCAAGUUGACCUUCAUGACCAGUGCCUUGACGUCAGUGUUUGGGAUUCAGGGUUGCCGGGUUACACGGUGUGGUUACACAGGAGAGGAUGGAGUGGAGAUCUCAGUUCCAAGGGCGGGAGUGGUCGCACUGGUGGAGCGACUGUUAGCCAAUAGUGAGGUGCGCCUCGCUGGGCUGGGGGCUCGGGACAGUCUGAGGCUUGAGGCGGGUCUCUGUCUCUAUGGCAAUGACAUUGAUGAGACCACUACCCCAGUGGAGGGCAGCCUCGUGUGGACUAUAGGAAAGCGUCGGCGUCAGACCAAGGAUUUCCCGGGAGCAGAGAUCAUUGUUCCGCAGAUCAAGGCCAAGACCCAGAAGAAGCGUGUAGGCUUGGUGUCCACAGGACCCCCUGUCCGACAGCACACCCCCAUCCUGAGCCCCGAGGGAAAGAAAAUAGGUGAAGUGACAAGUGGCUGCCCCUCCCCCUGUCUGAAGAAGAAUGUUGCCAUGGGUUACGUGGAGGCAGGGUUUAGCAAAGUGGGCACACCCGUGCAGGUGGAGGUGAGGAAGAAGAUGGUGAAUGCUGUUGUCAGCAAGAUGCCCUUUGUGCCUACAAACUAUUACACCGGCUAGUAGGAACUAUUUCUCACUGGAUCAGUGCAUAGUAUUCUGCUGUUCGUGUAGAGCAGUGAACUCAACCCCAUGCAGGCCACAUCUGUGUGCAACAUGAACCAAAAGAGCCGUGUCUAAAACGCACACAUGCACACAAACACACACACACACUAUUGAGUAAUACUGAAACCCUGCAGACUCAGAGAGAAAGUGACUGUUAUGUUCUACAUAUUUCAGCCUCGAUAAACCGACACUGAUCCACAGAAUUCUCUAGGGUGCUUUUCACAAAUUUAAAAUGAAUGCAUCUUGUUGAGAACAAUACUGUUCUACAUUAAUUUAGCCCAUUACAGCUUAGCAAGCUGCUUAAUAAUUCGAUAACUGCAUAAAGUAAAGCUUGGAACAAGUAUUUUUUUACUUCAGUCCAUGUUCCAGAUUUGGGCAGGGUCUGGGUUUUAUUCUGCAGUUAUCUCAGUAAUCCUGCUUUGUGAACAGGCCCCUGAACUGUGACAAUUCCAUGACUGUGACUUUACCAUCACAGUUCCCAAGUGCCUGAGGCCAAUAGCUGUAAAUCCCUGAACACCACAUCAUAUUCAGAACAGCUCAUAAUCAGAACACGGACCCUUACUGCACACCAAACUGUGCUGAGUAACGUUCUAGUACUGUACCUCAGGAAAAGAGCACAUGCAGAUUCAUUCCUAGCCAUGUUUAAAAAUAAUUUUGGUAUCUUUUUGUCAAAUAUUAGAGACAAAUAUUCCUUAUUUUAAAGUUAGAGUUUGAAUUAUGAAUCCAAUUAGAGCGUACACUCAUAAAUGUUUCAGCUCUUUAAACGGUAGCUGUUGAUACAGUGGAAAUUUAUACAUAGUUGCUUUUGAAUUAAAUAGCUGAAAUCAUGGAUAUUUUUUGUUUUAGAUGGACUAAUGAAAUUGUACUUUCAAUGGUUGUUUUAGUGUGUGAAAAAAGAAACAGAGUUAUACAGACAAUGGUGUAGUUUGGAGUAACUUUGUUAGCUUGAGCUUUUUGAUCCUAAAAGUGAGAGGCGUAAACAGUGAAACAAUUUGCAUAUGCAUACUGUUGUACAUAUCACGCGGUCAGUGUUAAGAAGCAGUUAAUCGAGUUUGUCUCUAUACCUGCUUAGCCAGAAAGACAGGCCUACUUUGAUCCCCAUAGCGUUUGUCUUUUUUCUUGUAUGCACAUUUAGUCAGAUCUCAUCUCCAUCCUGUUCCUCAAAGCUGCUGGUUUACAGAGGAUCAUGAUUCAAUGGCAAUAUUAGUUUACAACAGCAAGACACACACGUGAUUAAGGCAUUUUGCCUCACAAAAAUGUCUAAUGUCUAAUCUAAAAUAAAUAGAAUUUGUAAAUAA